GUCUUCAGCAUAUUUCAGAGGUUACCGAUGUCAUCAGGCGCACACAAGAACAAGAAAACCUGCGAAAACUGAACACAUUUUUGUUGUUUACUCUAUUGGUUUGAAAAAAAUCACUCCACAAUGGAUGAAGAUUACGAUGCAAUUAUUCUAGGAACUGGAUUGAAGGAAUGUGUACUGAGUGGCAUGCUGUCUGUAGCCGGCAAAAAGGUACUGCACAUGGACAGACAGAAAUACUACGGAGGAGCUGGAGCAUCUUUGACACCCCUGUCUGAUCUGUUCAAAAAGUUUAACAAACCAGAACCAUCAGAUGAUAAAUUUGGAAAAGGAAGGGACUGGAAUGUGGAUAUGAUCCCAAAGCUGCUGAUGUCUUCAGGUCAACUAGUAAAGUUGUUAAUUCAUUCUGGAGUCACCCGUUACCUGGAAUUCAAGUCAGUAGAAGGCAGUUAUGUGUUCAAGAAAGGGGGCAAUAUCCACAAGAUUCCUGCCUCUGAAAAGGAAGCAUUGGCAUCAUCACUGAUGGGAAUCUUUGAAAAGCGCCGCUUCGCCAAAUUUGUGACGUUUGUGAACAAUUUUGAUGAGGAGGACCCUAAGACCUUCAGUGGACUUGAUCCCAAAACAACUAUCAUGGCUGAGGUGUUUCAUAAGUUUGGAUUGGAUCACAACACAGCAGAUUUUGUUGGACAUGCAAUGGCUCUCUACAUAAAUGAUGAUUACCAAAAUGAGAACUUCGUACCGACUGUAAAGAGAAUUGCUCUGUAUUGCGAUUCCCUAUCUAGAUAUGGUAAAUCUCCAUACAUCUACCCUUUGUAUGGUUUAGGAGAACUUCCUCAAGGAUUUGCCAGACUUUCAGCCAUCUACGGAGGUACAUACAUGCUUGACAAACCAAUUGAGGAAAUAGUGAUGGAGAAUGAUGUUGUAGUUGGAGUCAAAUCUGAAGGAGAAACUGCUCGUUGUAAGAUGGUGAUUGGUGACCCCAGCUAUUUCCCUAACAGGGUCCAGAAAGUCGCCCAAGUUGUGCGAGCUAUCUGUCUUCUCAACCAUACAAUCCCCAAAAUACCGGAGGCAACCUCGCUGCAAAUCAUCAUCCCACAAAACCAAGUUGGUCGAAAAUCAGACAUCUAUGUACUGAUGGUGUCAAAAACCCACAACGUUGCGGAAAAGGGUUGGUACAUCGCUCUUGUUGCUACCACGGUGGAGACUAAUAACCCAGAAGCAGAGCUGAAGCCAGGUCUGGAUCUUCUUGGGCCUAUCACAGAGAAGUUCAUUUCAAUAGAUGAUCAGGAGGCGCCAUUAGACAGUGGAGAAGACAACCAGAUCUUCAUUACUAAAUCCUUUGAUGCCACGACUCACUUUGAGACGACCUGUGAUGAUAUCCUGGACACAUACCGAAGGGCAACAGGUGAAGAAUUUGAUUUUUCCAAAGUACAAGAUGACUUGCAAGCUGCACAGGAGUAAUGAUGUUAUGAGAGGCAAUACUUUAUUAUAGCAACCCUGCCCUCCAAUAAUAUCACAUAGAAUCAUACCACUUCAUAUUCAGGUACCUGUAUUUAGCAUUGUAUAUAAUCUUUGUAAUGAAUGUAUUGUGUGGUCAUCAAUAUAGGGUGGGUUUUUUUUCUAGGCAUACAUUUAGGAUUAUAUGAAUAGUUGCGCAGCUCUACCAUUCAAAUGAAAAAAGACAAAGUAUUGUAUACAUACCACUAUUUUGACCGAUGUUGAGUGAUUUGUGUACCUGAUAUUGCAUUUCCAAACCCUUAAGCAAGUAUCAGUAAUUCUUGUUGAGUAUAUAUCAGACAAAUACAAUGUACAUUAAACCUCAUUUUGUAUGCUAGGUGAUUCCUAACCUUUCUUCCCUCGUUCAACAUUAUAUGGAACAUUAAAGAAGUAUUUUAAGACUUGCAACUUAGAAUCAUGCAUACAUUUGAAGUUAAUGCAUAUACUCAAUGGAAGUGCUAGAAAAACCAGUAGUUGUAGAAUAUGGAUGAAUGAAGAAUGAUUUGUUCGGGCUGUUGUAUGGCAUGAUUUGUUUUGGUAUUACAUGAAUGUUAAGUUUCAGAUAUGUUUUGACAGUUGCAAUAUGGUUAGAAAUAGGUAUAUUUAUAGAUGAUACAUGUUUCUUUAAACCCGAUAUGGAAAAUAUGUUUGUGUGUUUAAAUAUCAAAGCAAAUACUUCGUCCAGACUUUUUCCUGAAAAUAAUUAUUUUUUCAUCUUAUUUCGUAUAGCCCUAUCAUGUACUUGAUUACCUUGUUUUUCAAUCUCCAAUAAAAGUAAGAGUAGAAACCUUGCUAGAGUAUAGAAGAGUACAAUACACACAAGUAGAUUGAAAUUGCACUAGGUAAGGAUGCAGUUAGCUAGAAUAGCUCUGCUUAUAAUGUGAGUUUGCAGUGACUGAUGUUCAUGUCUAGAACUGAAGACUGUCUUUAAAUUUUGGGGAUUCAUUUACUCUAAAUCACAGAUUUCAGCAAUAAGAUGAUCUAGAAUUAUUUAUUUACAGUAUUUUCCUUAUGGUAUUUUUGAAAAGCAAAUGAAAGCACUGGCUAUUUCUGUCAAUUUCACAAUUUUGUCAAAGUUGUUAAGAAUUUGUGAAGACUUAGUAUAUAAUAUUCAUGUAUAUUGCACUGUAAUUCAAACUUGCUUGAUAUCGAUAUAUAGUUUCCUGGUUUUAAUUCAUUUCCAAUGGAUUCCCCCUUUUUAUUUUGCGACUUGUUAAAUAUAUGUUAUAGUGGUUGGUAGUUCUGUAGACAAAAAUAUUUCUUGGAUUAAGCAGUUUAGUAAAAUCUAGUGGAUUGCAUGAGGCCUAAUUGCUGAAAAAGCAACAUUUAUUUUGUAUGUGUUGUUGGGAUCAAGAGGUACCGUAUUUAUCCUGAAUAGGUGUAAUAUACUAAUACAUGUAUUAUGAAACGGUCACAUUGUAAAUCUAGGUGAACUGGCAUCAUGCAUGCAGCAUUUGAUGCCUCUAGAUGUUUCGAAGCGACCCUAACAAAGAGUUAUUGCAACAUGGGACUGGUAAAGAGAAGAAAAUCAAAGUACUGAUCGCUGGUUUCCAUUGAUUGUAAUCACUGAAGGAUAUAUUGAAGACAAUCAUAAUGCUUGAUACAAUAAUUAUGUAUGGUAAGCACAGUUGUUAUAAGCAGGAGAAAAAUGUCACCCAUAUGGAUGUAUGUCCACUAUGAUGUGUAUUGUAUGUCUAUUAUGUGUAUUGUAUGUAUGUAGAAUUUUAUACUAAUUAUAAUACUAAUUACUUAAAAUAUUUUGUUUGGUAAAAGAAGAAAAGAAAACAGACAUAUAAACAAAUAACUUUCAAAAUGAAGGGAAAAGAAGAAAAGGAAGCAAUUUCUGUUAAUAGUCUUUUGAAUUGUAACCCUGUACAGUGUACUUUCAGGAUUCAUCAGAUAGUUGUGGUAGGUGUAAUUAGGCAAGCGAUAUAAAGAUGUUGUAAAGCAUGUUGACAAAUAAGUGCAACCAGAUUGACAAGUAAAAUAAUCCAUAAUUACAUGAUUCUGAUCAAAAGUAUUUGUCAGAAGUUUUCUUUUUUUAAUCUGUGUCUUGUUUUGAAUUUUGUUUGCCCCAGCAUCACAUUUUGUGAAAUGUAAAAGAAUUUUCUGUCUCUCAAGUAAUUUCUUUUUCAUUUCAAAGUAACAUUUAUUUUCUUCCAUUUCUCUUUUCCAUGUUCUUUUAAAUACUCAAGUUAUAUGACCUAAUGAAUAGUCAGAAAAUGUUUAUUUAGAUUGUUUAAGAUAAUCAGGAAGAUUUUAUUUAGCAAAAAUGGUGUGCACCUUGCCUAGCAUGAAUUACGCCGUAUAUACCAAUAUCAUGUUCUAUGGAAAUGCAUUUGAUCAGAUAGAUCAAAUUAUUUGUGUUCCUCCCCCCCACCCCCUUGUUUUGUUUUUGUUUUUGUUUUGUUAUGGGGAAGGGGUCUAGAAAUAUUGUGUAUCUUUGUGUACAAAAUGGAGAAAAGUAGUGUUAUUGCAGGAUUUUGUCAUGAAGGAGAUUGUAAAUCAAGUCAACAUAUUGCCUUUCAUAAAGAAUAUGAGAAAAAUAUGAGAAAAGUAGCUAAAUUAGUACAUAGAAAUAGAUUAGAUGCUCAUGGAGUGCUGCUGCUGUACUUUCAAUGAUGCAUUCUGAUAAAUGAUGAUGUGCGUUAAACUGUUAGUCUUUGUUCGCAUCCCUGCGAUGUGCAUGAAAUUGUGGUGUCUUUGAAUGUGAUAUAAUAUAUAUGGCAGAUAGAUGUUGACUUCAUUUCUGUUAUGUUUACAUAAUUGAUUUGAAAAUAUGAUUCUCUACCUGAAAAGGAGGUGUAAAAUUAAUUAUCUUCCCCAUUUGUAAUAUAUGGAUGGAAAUGUUUGGAUUUCACCCCUGCAUCCACGUGGGCAUAUAUUAUUACAUCAUGUUUUUUGUAUUCCCAAUCAAAUCACAUUUCAUUUUCAUUUUAUUCUUGACACAUAAACACAUUCCAUUUUGUAGGGCAAAUGACUUAAAUUUAAUCAUUAAGUCUCAUAGAAAAUGUUUUAUAUUGCUCUUUUCUUUUUUAUUUCCUGUCUAAAGAAAUAGGAUUUUGUUUUGCUUAAUAAAUAUACAGGUAAUCAAUUACGUAUGAUUAUAUAUUUGUGGCUUUGCAUAUUACUUAAUGAACCUAUAUUGGAUUUUCCAUAAGGAUGCACAAGUAUACAUAAGUACGCAUAUCAGCAUUUGUUCUCAUUCAAUUUCACUACAUAUAAGCAAUUUAUUUGUGUCCCGAAUGGAUAUUAUUGGCACUAAUGAAACAAAAUGUUAUCAAUUUAUCAGUUUAAUAUUCAUUAACUGUAAGGGGAAUAUUAAAAUAAUACUAAUGCAACAUCUCUC
Strongylocentrotus purpuratus (purple sea urchin) is the source of this 4840-nucleotide messenger RNA. Its product is annotated as rab GDP dissociation inhibitor beta. Gene Ontology annotation, molecular function: Rab GDP-dissociation inhibitor activity. Lineage: Eukaryota; Metazoa; Echinodermata; Echinoidea; Camarodonta; Strongylocentrotidae. The record is from RefSeq and is a predicted model, not a curated record. The transcript is spliced from 9 exons. Gene Ontology annotation, cellular component: cytoplasm. Bases 121 to 1455 code for a protein of 444 amino acids. Gene Ontology annotation, biological process: small GTPase-mediated signal transduction; protein transport; vesicle-mediated transport.